AGAUCAUUUAUCGCGGGAGCUUAUUAGUGACUCGGCGAAUUUCAAGAUGGCGGCUCCUUGUCUAAAAGAAGUUGUAUCGAUGUACCAAACCCUCAUUAAAGAGUGGAACAAAAAGCCAGCUGAUCUUGAAAAAUGCGGUAAACUACUCUCAGGCAUGAAGAUGUCUCUUAUUAAAUUCUCGUUUCUCCCCACAUCAAACAAUAAACCAAGCCAACAGGAACUUCUCCUAGCUCGUGAUGUUUUGGAAAUUGGUGUUCAAUGGAGUAUACUCAAAGAAGAUAUUCCCUCAUUUGAGAGAUACAUGGCAAUGUUAAAACCCUACUAUUUGGAUUAUAGGGGUAUUCUUGAGGAUUCAGCCUACACUUAUCAACUACUAGGAUUAAACCUUCUAUCUUUAUUGGCUCAGAAUCGUCUAGCUGAGUUUCACACAGAGUUGGAGCUUCUUCCUGCCAAGGAACUGCAGCACAAUGUCUACAUCAAGCAUUCAGUAUCCCUUGAACAGUACCUGAUGGAGGGAAGUUAUAAUAAGGUUUUUCUAGCAAGGGGAAAUGUCCCAGCUGAGAACUACCAUUUUUUCAUGAAUAUUCUUCUUGGGACACUAAGAGAUGAAAUAGCAACCUGCAUGGAGAAGUCUUACCAAAAAGUGUCAAUACCUGACACCACCCGUAUGCUGUACUUUGAAGGAGAAAAGAGUAUGAAAGUCUUUGCUGAUAAGCGUGGAUGGAAAACAGAAGGCAACUUCUAUGUCUUUGAAGAUCUCUCAAAGAAGGAUGCCACCCAAGGGAUAACCUCAUACAAGAUCACACAGCACAUGUUGGAGUAUGCCAAGGAGCUGGAGAGGAUAGUCUAGUCAUAAUAUCUGAAGAUCUCUGCUCAGCUUGCUUAGCAGGCAUGUUUCUGCAUCUGCUGUUUCUGUGAACAUGUUACUUUUAUAAGCACAACAUACUACCUGCUUUUGUGCUUCAUUACAAACUCAAUCUUUGGUUCACACCAGCUUGGGGGUAAAGGGGGGGGGGGGGGGAGUUUAUCUAAAAAAGCUGUCCCAUAGAGGUGAAGAGGAGAAAUUAUUCUCUUCCCCCUGACCAUCACUUUGCAGAUUAGAUAUGAGACCACUUCAUUGAUGGUUGCUCCUGUCAUGAGUGGAAGUCAAACAGCAGUUUUAGAUCCAUUUGUCUUAUUGAGUGUAAAGUUUAAAGAUGUUGGCUGUGAAUAAAUUGUUUAUUCAAA
Nematostella vectensis (starlet sea anemone) is the source of this 1227-nucleotide messenger RNA. Its product is annotated as 26S proteasome non-ATPase regulatory subunit 8. Gene Ontology annotation, biological process: proteasome-mediated ubiquitin-dependent protein catabolic process. The record is from RefSeq and is a predicted model, not a curated record. NCBI's taxonomy places the organism in Eukaryota, Metazoa, Cnidaria, Anthozoa, Actiniaria, Edwardsiidae. The coding region runs from base 47 to 850 and encodes 267 amino acids. The transcript is spliced from 8 exons. Gene Ontology annotation, cellular component: cytosol; nucleus; proteasome regulatory particle.